Messenger RNA from Sinocyclocheilus rhinocerous, 1484 nucleotides. RefSeq names its product arf-GAP with Rho-GAP domain, ANK repeat and PH domain-containing protein 1-like. Gene Ontology annotation, molecular function: GTPase activator activity; phosphatidylinositol-3,4,5-trisphosphate binding. Lineage: Eukaryota; Metazoa; Chordata; Actinopteri; Cypriniformes; Cyprinidae. Gene Ontology annotation, biological process: regulation of cell shape; signal transduction; positive regulation of GTPase activity. The annotation marks the transcript as partial. The record is from RefSeq and is a predicted model, not a curated record. The transcript is spliced from 14 exons. Gene Ontology annotation, cellular component: cytoplasm.
GCGCUGUGCAUUAACGUUCAGUCGAGCGAUGUGUGUGAGACACUGGCGCUGGUGUUCUGCGGCGCAGAUGUGAGCUGUGACACCGGUGACCCUGAGCUGCGCUCCCCGAUCGCUCUGGCCCAACACCACGGACAGAACCUGCAGCUGGAGUUCCUCACGCAGAACCGCAACACAGGUCUGACCUCAGAGGGAAUCUACCGUAAGAGUGGCGUGAACAGUAAGAUCGCCGCCCUGCUGGAGGAGUUCAGACGCGACGCCAGAUGUGUUUGGCUGAAGGAAGGUGAACAUCAGGUGGAUGACGUCUCCAACGUCCUCAAGCGCUUCUUCAGAGGCAUCGAGGAGGGAUUGUUUGGCCUGGAGGCGCACAGCUGGCUCAGUGCUACAGUUUUUUCAGAUGAGAGCAGUCGGAUCUGUCAGUAUCGUCUUCUGUUCAGUAACCUUCCCCGAGUCAAUCAGGCGACGCUACGAGCGCUAGUUAAUCAUUUAUACUGCGUGCAGCGGUUUGCGGAUCUCAAUCAGAUGAAUCUUCACAAUCUGGCCAUCGUGUUCGGACCGACUCUCUUCCAGGCGGACGGGAAGGACUACAGCGCCGGCCGAGUCAUCGAGGAUCUCAUCCAACACUACGUCACUAUAUUCGAUGUAAACGAGCAGCAGCUGAAGAAGCAGUUAGAUGAGAUCACAUACAUCAUAAAGCUCAGAGACAACCUCACGCCUAAAGCAGGAACGGGCAGUGGUGAUUUUAUCUGUACAGUUUACCUGGAGGAGAAGAAGGAAACAGCCGAACAGCAUGUAAAGAUUCCUGCCACGAUGACGGCAGCAGAACUGACCUUUGAGAUUCUGGACAGACGGAAAAUCAGCGUUAAGGAGAAAGACUACUGGUGCUGCUUUGAGGUGUACGAGAAGGAAGAACUGGAGCGGCCGCUGCACUAUCUGGAGAAAGUGCUGCCCAUCUUUCACUCUCUGGGCACCGACAGUCACCUGCUGGUCAAGAAGCACUUCUCCAUGGAGGCCAUGCUGGUCUAUCUGGGUAAGAGAGACUGGAAUCUACAAAAGCUGCAAAGCCCAGAGCUGCAGUGUAGUAAUCGUCCAGAGAGAGAGUGGCCCGUCAAGUGUCUAAAAGUCUAUCACGGCAUUAAAAAGAAGCUCCGUCCACCAACAUGUUGGGGUCUCACAGUCAUCUAUGAAAGUGAGAAACAGGAAAAGCAGGAGAGACAGCAGUGGUAUCUCUGCUGUGACACACAGAAUGAAAUGAGGGAAUGGUUCGCUACCUUCAUGAGCAUACAGAACGGAGGUCGUGUUUGGCCAGCGGAGUGGUUAAAAUCUCGUGCAGCGAGUCGCUCUGCGCCGCUGGACGCUCGCUUCGGUAACGUGUCUCUGAUUCCUCUGCGCGGCAGUGAGAACGAGAUGAGGAAUAGUGUCGCCGCUUUCACCGCCGAUCCUCUCGCCCUCUUCAGAAAUGUUUGACGGAGUGAAUGUUGUUCAGG